Messenger RNA from Opisthorchis viverrini, 3336 nucleotides. RefSeq lists its product as hypothetical. The record is from RefSeq and is a predicted model, not a curated record. Gene Ontology annotation, molecular function: protein-cysteine S-palmitoyltransferase activity. Gene Ontology annotation, cellular component: Golgi apparatus; endoplasmic reticulum. Gene Ontology annotation, biological process: protein targeting to membrane; peptidyl-L-cysteine S-palmitoylation. The coding region runs from base 1 to 3336 and encodes 1111 amino acids. Lineage: Eukaryota; Metazoa; Platyhelminthes; Trematoda; Opisthorchiida; Opisthorchiidae. The transcript has 16 exons.
AUGUGUUCAACUAAGAUAGCCGACUUGUUGCCGGCUGUAGUGACUUGGGCACUCUUAUUGAGUGUGACUGCGGCUUACUUUGCAUUUGUGUGUUAUUAUUUUGCGGCGACGUACUCCUGGUUCAUUUUCGCGCUGCAUCUGAUUUUGACAGUCUAUGUACUAUGUUUUCUGGUCCGAUGCACUUUCAUGGAUCCCGGAUUUAUUGCAUUUGGUAUACCACCGGUUUUAUCGCCUUCAUUCCCACUGUUAGCCACUUUUGAAGAAGCAGACUACGAAGAAUCUAAAUCAGCGCCCAUCAACAGAGAACACACCAUAAAUGGUAUCCUGACCCGAGUGAAAUGGUGUAACACCUGUCUUUUCUACCGCCCUCCUCGAUGUUCUCACUGUUCUAUAUGCAAUCGGUGUGUUGAUUGUUUCGAUCAUCAUUGUCCCUGGUUGAAUAACUGCGUCGGGCGGAGGAAUUAUCGUUACUUCUUCCUGUUUCUUCUAACUCUUUCCAUUCAUAUGGUGGCCGUAUUUGUCGUGACGUUACUGUUCUUGUUGGAGAGCGAAUUCCCACUGGUGUACUAUUCGAAUAUCAUAUGUAUUAUCAUUCUAGUUCUCACUGGAUUGUGUUUCUUUCCGGUCGUUGGUCUUCUUGGAUUCCACAUGUUUCUCAUCUCCCGCGGAGUUACAACAAACGAACAGGUAACAGAUAAAUUCCGGGCUCACAUUAAUCCCUUCAACUCUGGGUGCCCGGCGAACUGGAAGCAAUUUUGCUGUGCACCCCAGUUCCCCCGGUUGCUCAAUCCAAAUGCGCCGCGGAAAAGAAGGAAAAAGUUGUGGCUGAAAAACCAUACCGACCCCACUGGUGGACGAAGUUUUGUUGAAGAUGCACACUCCAAGCUGUUAAACGAGACAUCCGGACGAUCCUUCAAGCAAAACGCGAAUUCACAUGCCAAUUUCUCAGCAGACCACCGUGAGAUUCCGGUCGUUGCUUCUAGCCAAUCAGCCGUCAGGAAAGCCGAUGAACUCUCGCUCCAGCCAUCCCACAUAUACACUGCACACAAAAAUACCGGCCAAAGUCUAUUUGGACAUUUGGAACCGAGAGGUCCCCUAAUCGAUGACUUCCGUGUCUCGCUAUUGCCUGAUCGUCGUCCUGUACCCCCUUCGCAACCUACAAACAAUACCGCUAUAGCUGUGGAGGUUCAUGCGGGUUCACCGUCUUCCGAAAUCAAAGCCCUUUCCACAAUUCCCACAACUGGUUCUUCAUCUACUCACACAACUACCCUUGGUCCUAUCACUUCACGAGCUGCAGCCGGUGACGCUGGAAGCAUCAGUUUGUCCGGUUGGAGCGAAGAUGCUGCAUCUUUGAAGACACUAGAUCGUCUGAUUGGGAUGACUCGACACCCGACUGCCACGGCCAACAGCAGCGUUGGUGUUAUUGGCGGCGGUGCGGGGGCUGCGAUAGCUCCGUGCAUCCGAGAGAAUGGUGAAUUGCCCAACACUUUGGGUCUUGGGACUGGUGGAUCUGGUGACCGUAACUCCCACAACGCAUCGGUCAACGGAUAUCCAGAUGGCGUUUCAGCUCGUGCUGUGGAUUCCAUCAGCCAGCAAUUUCAACAACAGCAACAAUAUCAAAACGCAACACAUGAAACCCGGCCCCCACCUUUGGAGAACGAUUCUUACUGCAAUUUUUACGAGCCCGAAUCAUCUGGAACCAGGGUUGUGAACUUCACUCAUAUGAACGGGCCAUUUGGUCCCGUGUCGGAUGAUGUUGCCCUUCCGGUCCAGCGAUCUGCACCAGAUUCUAACGCCAGUCCACAUCGUGCCUCCAUCCCCAGUUCAUUACCAAGUAGUACCGCAACAGCAUCUCAAAAUGGAUUUGGCAGUGCCCGGAGACCAGGACCGAUUGCUUCGCGACCGCCGAUUUGGUCGGCCACUGUUAGCCGACUACCCAUCCACACCAGUUUGCCUGGUGAUCGUGGCCUCCAUGGUGAUUCGGCCUCCCUAUGUGCACCCCAAGCCACUCCCGUUCAUUCACCAACCACGGAUUCGAUCGCGGAGUCAGAUCUGGGCCGCUUCGGAUUUGGCUUUCCAACGGCGGAACUCACCGCUCCACGUGCGUCGCAGGAAACUCUGAGUACAGCUGCUUCGCAAACUUCUGUCUUCCAUGCCUCCUUGUCCACACCGGGUGGUUUCCGAAUUCAGUCUCCUGUGAAUUCCGAGGGCGUCUCCUUGUCGGCCAGUGUGGAUUCGAGAGACCCUUGUUUCAGCUCCUCUCUGGGACCCACCGGGACUAUGUUGCCUCCGAGAGAUAACGAUUUUCAAAAUGCUAUCCCUCCCUGCUGUCUGUACUAUGGACAGUGCGAAACGACUCAGUGGUUAGAGCGCGAACUUACUGACCGGAAGGUCCAUGGUUCGAACCCGACCUCUGCCUCUCGACUUCCACUGUCUAGGCUUAGGCAACCUGACAGUAUCCCAGCCCAUGUGCUUCCUUCGGGUGACAUGGCAGCUAGGCACCGAAAAGGUGCUACAGCUGGGCGAUUUUUAUUUAUAUAUAAGGAAUGGGAAAGGUUGGAUCAGGAACUUCCGUUCAUGGAGGUAUCUUUGGUCACAGUCCCAAUAACCAGAGGCUCCAAUGUAUCACCAGCAGAGAGAGGGUCUUUAAACACAUUCAACCAAAUGGCUAUUAUCGUAAUCGCGAAGACGGAUAAGGCUAAAACCACCCUACUGAUGAAUGAGGGAGACUAUUUACGGAAGCUUGGGUGUGUUUACUGGUGGUUGAUCAGAUGGCAGUUGAUCUGUUCACCGAGCUUGGAAAUUGGUUUGCAAACGUUUCGUCCCCGGUCAAGGGGAUAUCGUCAGUACGCAGUUGAAUGGAUGAUGUUGAAUACGGCUUACAUUAGAAGAUCAUUCCAGAAGGAAACACAUGGUGUUAAAUACUGGUGCACUUUAAGAGUCGCUUCCCGAGACUGUAUAUACAAAAUGAAAUUGAACGACUGCACGAAGGUUCAGCAAGUUGUCCACCAGAAUCGACCACCAAGAAACGCGAAUGAAUAUCAGGUGAUUUUAAAUACUCUGAAACGGCGAAAGAUUCAAUGGACACGUAACAGACAUGGAAAGUGUGGAAGUUUUGAAAUGAGGACAAAUAUUCACGCCACAGCGAGUGGCGGCUGUGAAAAUCCUCAACCAUCCCAGAGUGAAUGGAAUAGAGGGCGUCGUACUGACAGAUCAAUAAAAAAUGACAAUCGUUCAGCCGUAACACCUUUAAGGUACCUAGCUGCCAUGCCACCCGAAGGAAGCACGCGGGUCGGGAUAUUGCCAGGUUGUCUAAACCUAGACAGGAGGAGUUGA